This is a messenger RNA of Pelobates cultripes (western spadefoot toad), 38212 nucleotides long. The record is from the annotation of a GenBank genome assembly. NCBI's taxonomy places the organism in Eukaryota, Metazoa, Chordata, Amphibia, Anura, Pelobatidae.
UGGGUUCCUAAUGCACCUGCUGACAGCUUGCUUAAUUAGAAUGUUUUCUCUAGACGCCAAUUUGUGAAUUAAAAUCAAAUUGCAAAAUUUCAGCAACAAUAGUUAAUAUGACGACAUUCUUCUGCUCAGCCAUUAUUGCAGCUUGACUAUUUUAGUCUACAUUUUGCAGUUUUCCACUUCUUACUACAGGUUAUUUUUUUAUUCAAUAAAUCUUCCACGCCUACAUCAACCUUUUUUCUGCAAUGGAACCACAUUUGGAUCUUGUUAAAUAGGUAAUUACAAAAUAUAAAAUUCCUAAUAAAUGAAAAGCCCACCCUCCAAAAAAAAAGUGUGGGAAAGGGGCAUAUCUACUAAAUAAAACUUAGCGUAAGUAAAGUCAGUGGACAUACAACACUCUAUAUCAAUGGUUCACAACCCAGUCCUUACGUACCCCCUACCAGUCCAGGAUUUAGGGAUUACCCUGUUGUGUCUAAAGUGUUUUUCUUCUAGACGCCAGAACCAUUACAUUAAGCUGUAGUGGUUCUGGUGACUUUAGUGCUUAUUUAAUUGCAGAAAAUGUCAGGAUAACUACCUAAACCAGGCUUAAAUUCUCAUAGAAUCAGAGGAGCUUCUUUGGCAUGUGACCUGCUUGAUCAGGAGCCAGGCUUUGUCCCUAGUUAUUUUUUUUUUAAAGCACAAUCUUUAUUCCUGCAGUUACAUUUUACAUGUAUUUAUGGCACUGUUGGCAGUAACACAGCCAUUACAGAAUCCGCUGCCUUGAGAAUCAGUGUUUUACAGUGACUGUCUCCAUGACAGCAGUAUAACAAUAAAGCUUCAGCUUGCUGUUUCUGUAGCUGUGUAUGUGACAUAUAAUUGGUUGACUGAGUCUCCUUAGCAGCUGAUUGGCCUGAAGCAGAGUCACUCACAAUCCUCAUCCAACAAGUUCAGCUGCAUACAUAUUACACACUCUGUGCAGAGAGAUGUCAGAUUUAGCAGUUUUUUCUCCUUCCUUAUUUGAAUACUCUCUUACAUUAUACUAGAAAACAUUACUUAAUUCUCAGGUCAGUUUCUCUGUGUAAUUUAGCUUUAUACAGGUUUGAGAUCUCUUUAAAAUGGUUCUAAGUAAGAGAUUUUCUAAGGACAUCAGCUCAAUGCUCCCUUCAGUUGAAGAGGCUAAGGAUGCAGAAGAAGAGGAGUCCAGCCAAACUGUCUUAGGGGGUAUUGCUAGCAGACCACCCAGCAGACCUCUGCCAAAUCUGAGCCGUGGAAGUGUUGACAGCAGAGUGAGUAGCUUCAUUUUUUUUUUUUUUUUAAAUCUUCUUCACUUAACUCUAAAUUAAAAUAUUAUGCAUUGUUGUUAACAGUGUUUUCAAUUUAUGUAUGGUUAGUUUUAUAGUUUACAGGUUAGCUUUGUAGAUUCAAAUGUAUACAAAACGGUGUAUGGUGUAAAGUGCAAUAAACAGUGCAGGCUAGCCACUCCGAAUCAGGGAUCACUCCCAAUUCCCAAAUGUAAUACCAAUAUAUAUAUAUAAAGGGUAUAGUACAGAAACAUAUACCAAUGGGGGCGCCACAAUCACCAAACGUGAGUAUAAUUACCAUAUAUUUCUCAUGAUGACCAUAUAAGAUAGAAAAAAUGAAAAUAUAUAUAGUGAAGCAUUUAAUGACACAGGAUAAAACAAUAAAAACAGAAAUAUACACUUACAAGGAAGAUGGCACAAAGAGACAAAUAUCUAAUUGUGCAAACAUGCUUGUCAACCCCUUCAGGGUUAAGUCCCUUUUAAAAACAGGUCUAAUGCCAAUGCCUUCUAAGGAUGAGUCCUUUCUUUAUAGGUCUGUAAAGAGGCACCAGGCAAAGAUGACAAGUAAAAGUCAAGUCUUCAGGGGGUGUUGGCAAGCUUCUCCGCUCAACGCGUUUCGUCUCAGCGACUUUUUCAAGAGCUGAGAGUCCUCGGUCAUUCCAGCUUUUUAAAUCUUAAAUUUCACGCGGCUUUUCCGCAUGCGCAUCGCGGCAGAUGAAAUAGUGCACGUUACCGCGCAUGCGUGCACAUCCAGCCUGACACGCAGAAAUACUUUAUUGCUGCUGUAUGCCUGAGGACAUUAGUCAAUGUCAGACUACUUGAUCUGACUGACUAUUAUGAGCAAUUGCUAAUCUAGUAAAGGCAAAGAAAAACGGAGUGGAAACAGUCUCUUGUACAUUCUUAAUAUGCCAAUAUAAUGAUACAUUAAUAUAUUCUUAAAAAUAGUAAUAAAACAUAAUAGCAUCAAUCAAUUUUAUUUACUCAAAACACUUCUAAAAACCUUUUGAUGUGGCAAAAUAUAAUACAUAAAGUAUAUAAUACCAAUAAAACUAAUACAUAUAAUUACAUAGUAAAUAACACAAAACCAUAUAUUAUUUUAUGAAAACCACAUGGUAAUCAAAAAAUAGUAAGGAAGAAGAAAAUUCCCAAAUCUCAGGCUGGAGGGCAUUACAAGGGCACCAAUUGCAGGAACAUUAAAAAAUAUAAAAUGAAAAUAAGCCAGGGUUAAAACCUGGUUUUAAAAACUGGAUUUAAAAAGACACCAAUGAUGAAAGAAAAUAUACAUAAAAUAUAAAUAUGUAAAACAUUAAAAACCUUAUAUAUGCAUAAUCGAUCAAUCCAUAAAAACCUCAGCCUCACCACCCUCAGCCUCACCCCACACCACCCUCAGCCUCACCACCCCCACCACCCUCAGCCUCCCCCCCACACCACACUCACCACCCUCAGCCUCACCACCCUCAGCCUCCACCACCCCUUCACUCCACAUCCCCCCUCCUUCUCACAUCACUCCCCCCCUCCUUCUCACAUCACAUCACCCCCUCCUUCUCAAAUCCCCCCCUCCUUCUCACCAUCACCCCCUCUCCCUCUCACUAUCACCCCCCCAUACACACAACACACUUCAAGCAGCUACCCUAUACACAUACGGUCUCAGACAAAAACACAAACAUGCUCACAGAGACAUACAUUCACACACACAAGGAUACUCUCUGUCAGACACACUCUCAGGCACAUACACAGGUAGACAGCUGCAGACCAUGUGUCUCGCGAAAACCGGCCAAUCAGAGCGUUGCCGCAGGUUACCACGGCAAUGCUCUGAUGGUCCCACGAGAUUACAUGGUCUGCAGCUCUGCGGAGCUGUAGACCGGAAGCAGUGGCCACCGGACCACCAGGGAAGAAAAGGUAGGUUCUGCUCACCCCACACCACCCUCUGCAUCACCACUCCACCAGCCUCACCACUACCCUCAGCCUCACCACCUCCCACCACCCUCAGCCUCACCCCCCACAGCCCUCAGCCUCACCACCACCCUCAGCCUCACCACCUCCCACCACCCUCAGCCUCACCCCCCACCACACUCAGCCUCCCCCACACCACCCUCAGCCUCACCACCCUUCACUCUACAUCCCCCUCCUCUCAUCACCCCCCUUCUCAAAUCCCCCUCCUUCUCAUACCCCCCUCUCCCUCUCACCAUCACCCCCCCAUACACACAACACACUUCAAGCAGCUACCCCAUACACAUACGGUCUCAGACAAAAACACAAACAUGCUCACAGAGACAUACAUUCACACACACAAGGAAACUCUCUGUCAGACACACUCUCAGGCACAUACACAGGUAGACAGUGCCUCAAUGUGUAUAUGUGACACUUUUCUAUUAGUGGGGCUUCAUGUUUGAGUUUCGCCUAAGGCCUCAUAAAGUCUAGAGCCGCCUUUGCUAAAAGGUUCCUACUGCUAAAAUAUAUGUUACUCAGAAAUCUAUGGUACAAAUGUUUGUGGGAGCCACAUGAGCACAUUGAUCUACAUCAUCAAGAUAAUGUUGUUAUAAUUUGCUAUUGUAAAAAAAAAAAAAAUGUCUUUAUUUUUAGACAAUCCCACGAUCUGCAAGAAUAAAACCAGACUUUGAAGAACAGGAAGAUGAUAAAUCAGUUGAGGUUCAGGACGCAAAAGAACAAUCACAAGUGGAGUCUUUAGAUAAAAGUUCAGAAAACCAGUUUGUCAGUUCUAAAGGAAAGGAGGAAGACUGGGACACAGAACUUGAAGAUGAAGGUUGGUCAUGCAAUAAGAGCAAUAAUGAUCAGCAAUAAACAAAAAUGAGCUUUCUUUAAAACAACAUAUUCUCUUUAAAUCAGAAUAGGAUUAAACAAAAACUGACAUCUUAUAUAUCUACUUAAAAGAUUAAAGGAACACUAGAGUUUUAGAAAUACUAACCUGUAUUCCUAAUGCUAUAGUGUGCCUGUCCCCAGUUAUAUUCAUCUGCCUUAAUAAAAAAUACAUGUUUUACUCACCUUUCUCCAGCACCAAGACUUUUUCGGCACUGCUCACCUCUCCGCCUCCUCCGAUGUCAUCGAGGAGGCAUGAUAUCCUUAGGCGAUGGUCUAAUCCAAUGCUUCUCAUAAAGGAGCAUUGGGGACCUGAUACACGUGCGGCGAGCACCACACACACAUCCAAAGCAUUGAAUUCAACAAGGCUUUCCUGUGAGCUUCCGCAUCACGUGACCGAGUUUUACUUGAUCAGUGCAGCAAAAGAAUGUUUAACCAUUCAAGGUAACAUUGCCCUUUCUGCAAGACAGCAAUGUUUUACGAUGAGGGUUGCAAUUACGGUACCCCUGCAACCAAACCACCUCAUCUCAAUGAAGUGUUCUGGGUGACUUAAGUGGUCCUUUCAGAUAGCCUUGUUGCCUAUUAUUUUGAUUGCUAAAACAUUACCUUAAGAAAUCUAGGGAGCAAAGUACCAAUAAAUAUCUCCAUAUAAACCCAUAUCCAAGUAGCAAUCCCAGUAUACACCCAUUACCAAGUACUUAUGGAAACUACUGAAACAAAAAAAGGGUCAGUAUGAAUUAAAAAAUAGCACCAUAUUGUCCAUAGCAUGUGUCUAUGGAGCUGCUAAAUUAUUAUUACAUGGUAUAGUUACAAAAAAUAGAUCUUAAAGCUCUGUUCUGUGGGAUAAGUAUAUCACAUCAACUGAAUGAUACGAAAUAUCAUCACAUCAUCAGAAAUUGAUUCAGUUUAACAAAACAGAUCCAACAAUGAUAGUUAUAUUUAAGCCCAGACAUGCUUUUAUGUCCACUGUUGUAAAAAUAAUGAUUUUAGAUAUGUAUCUCUUAAUAUAUAGUAUAGCCUUGGGUCAAUUUUUUUUAAACCCUGUAGGAUUUUUUAUAGCCUGCCUGCCUUUUUUUUAAAAUUAUUUUUGGAAGUGCUCUGAUAAACAGACAAGCUGAGAGUCUAUCAUCCAGAAGAUGAUACAAGACAUACACAAUUGCAGUUUCAGUGUAUGACAUGACAAGAGAAUUGCACUUAUUUUACAGAAAUAAAAAAUAAAUACAUAGAAAUAAAAACAGGAUGAGCCAUACACCAGCCAUAAAAUACAGCAGCCAUAAAAUAUUGAAUUCUAGAGUAAGCUAUGUACUAGUGUUAGGAUGACCUGAUGGUAAACAAGGUGAAAACACUACAGACAUUAACAUACAAGAAAAAAAUAACAAGAGUAAGCUGUACACAUUGAUACUACAGUGUGGAGAGAAAGUCGCAUAGUAAAACAAACUGCAGGAGAAUGUUAAAAUAAAAUCAAAUAAGGUAACCACUGGGUGCACACAAAUAGAGUGAGACUUCAUGCAAUUGUGAGAUAAGUUAACAUAUGGAAGCCCAAAAAGCCAGCCCUGAUGCAUCAGUUCAGCCGAUGCCAGCCCAAAAGGAUUUGCCAAAUAGGAGAGGUAAAAGUCCCCAACCAGGUUCUCUACCAGCCACAGACCCAUUUUUGAUCCAUACCACUUGGAACUCUUUCCAGUGACCAAAGCAGGAUCCCAGGAACCCUCUGCCUCUCUGAUAACCUCUUAUUCCAUUCAUGAGUGCCCCCGGGGUGUGAACUGUGUGACGUGAGGGGUGACAACCUUAUGUGGCUCUUGAUCCAGGUGAGUGACAGUGCAGUUGGGGGACGGUCUUCUUGUAGCGCCCAUCUUCUUCUCUCCUUCACCAGCCUCAUCGAUAUUUGAAGCGUAAUGCCACAUGGCAGGUCUAGCUUGAUUUGACUUAUGACUUUCAUACCAAUCCAAAGAAUAAAGUGUUCACAUAGUUACUUGCUCAGGCCUCAGCUGAUCUUCAUAAUAGACCAACUCAUAGUCUAACAGGAGUAGGCAACCUCCAGCACUCCAGAUGUUGUAGGCUUUAUCCCUACUGAUGCUUUGUCAGCAUUAUGGCUAUAAGAGCAUUAUGGGAGAUGUAGUCCAGAACAUCUGGAGUGCAGAAGGCUGCCUUCCCCUAGUUGAGAACAUGUCUACAUGCAGUCCAGCUAUAAUCACGUGUCUUCUCUUCCUCUACAUAUUGUGGCACUAUUCCUGUGAUUCCAUGGGAAUCUGAUUCUCAAUGGGAAUUGGCUGUGGGAUUAUGCUACCUGCCUGCAUACUGAAGAUCUUUCACAAAUACAGAAAAAGUUAUUUUAUUUUUUUACAUUCUUUAUUUUUGUGAGUUAUAUCAGAAAGUACAACAUUAUAUGUGAAUUGCAUAUAAACAUUAUUAUCAAAGAAGCUGGACAUGCAUCACAUAGCUGUGUGCCAAGAGUAAGUGGGACAUUGACUCACUGAUCCACCUAAGAUAUACAGAAAUGUAUAUUCAAACUAAAUAAAAAAAGGAUGGUGAUCUGGACAAAAGGAGUUCAAAUACCAUAAGGUCAAAUAGGAGAUGUAGAAACAGCUAAAGGUACUUUGGUAACUGGCUUGAGGGAUCUCUGCCACGUCAAGGUGUGCCUGGAAAAGUCCUGGUAAAAUGCCAGCUCUGCCCCCUCAAAAGAUACCGUGGUGAAUCCCCUGAUUACUCAGAGGUUAAAGUCCCACAUCAGUUUUAGCAAGACACUGUCCUGUCUUGCAUGCUGGCUAUCUUGGCCUGGUGGUCAGCACACUGUUUCUACAGAGCUCCUAUGGCAGCAUCUGGGGCUGAUUGUGCGAACGUGGAGUCCUCUAUGCUUUCCUCCACUGCGUGCACGCACGUUGUGAGAGUGGUCACUGCUUUGUGGACUGUUGCCACAUUAAACAUGGCCUGGAUCUCCUUCAUUAAGGCCUUGAUGUCAGCCUUUGUUGAUGGAGCCGAGUCUUCCACCUCUGUGUGCUCCCGUGGCCCUGUUUGCAGUCUGGGUGGAAGGGUGAGGUUGGCUGUGAUGCUGUCCUCAUCUGAGGACAGUGAGGUAUAGGCCUCAGGGAGAUCCACCUUGGCAAGUUUAGGUUGUGUCACCUGUGCCUCAAUAUCUCGUGAACUCGAGCCUGGGUCUGAGUGCUGUUUCUUAUUUUUUUUCCUCAUGUUUUUGAGGAUUGGGCUGUGGCUUUUUGAGCCCAGUAGUGGGGUUGGUGUCGGCUUAUAGCCCGGUUUAGCAGGGCCGAUUUGCAGAGCUGUUUCAGCACGUGCAGGCACUGGCUCCACCCCUCAGAAAGUUAUUUUUAAAAUGGAGAGAUGCAUUUUUUUCAUUACUACAUAGAAUUUUUGUAUUAUGAUAUGUAAGAAGUUUAACAUAAAACCUCUAUUUUCCUUUAAGGAGAAGUUUAAACAUUCUUACAGAGUAGCAGAAUAGGUUGUAAAAAUAGUUAUAUUCUUCAUUUUCAAUAUUGGUAUUAAUUUCACAAAAUGAUAAAAACUGUUUAUGCUGAGAACUCAGAUUUUUGUCUCUUUGUAAUUAGAACUCACUGCUAAACCCUAUUUUGUCAGUCUGAGCAUGAUGUAUGUUUACUACUAUGGAGCCGCAGAGAUGCCUCUAACUUUGUAAUACAUUUUUUUACAGAAGUCAAAGAAUCAUAUGAUUCCACUGGAAAAGCCAAAUAUUUAUCAGUCUGUCAGUUCUUUGGAGUGGUACCAGUUUCAUAUUACUUGCGCCACAUACAAGAUUCUGUGCUUGUAAUGAGGCAUCAUGGGCUUGGUUUAAAGGUAAGCAUGCAUAUUAUAAACUCAGUGGAUUAAUUAGUCUACACCUUAGCUUCAUUACAUUUGUUUGAUUGUAAUUAUAAUUAGCUUAGUAUAAGAGCCAUUAAUUAAUAAAUACAUUACUGCAAUAUGAAUGCUAGACAUGCAGCAUCUAACUUUAAGUUCAUUCUGUAUGUGUUCUAGUUCAGGGGUAGGCAACCUAUGGCACGUGUGCCAUGCAUGGCACUCGAGGUGUCUUUAAAUGGCAGUCAAGGCUGCUAGAGCCAAACAGGCUUUUGCCUGUCAGUAGUCCCAGCGAAACUUCAGAUAUCUGCUAAUACAAAAAGGUGGUGAAGGACAAUCCUCAAUUUAUGCAUUGCAGCACGUAGAGGAAGUGAUCUCAGAUCACUUCCUCCUAGCACCUGUGAAUGGGAAUCCACACUGGAGUAGAAUGAAAUGUUGCCAUGUUUUUAUUGAACACACCAUGUAAACAUUCACAUUGCAGGUGAAUGUUUGGUUGAAGUUUGGUUGAAGUUAUUGCUGCCAAAGGAGGUUCAACCAGUUAUUAAAUCCAAGGGUCCACAUACUUUUUCCACCUGCAAUGUGAAUGUUUACAUGGUGUGUUCAAUAAAAACAUGGCAACAUUUCAUUCUUUGUGUGUUAUUAGUUUAAGCAGACUGUGAUUGUCUAUUGUUGUGACUUAGAUGAUGAUCAGAUCACAUUUUAUGACCAAUUUGUGCAGAAAUCCAUAUCAUUCCAAAGGGUUCACAUACCUUUUCUUGCAACUGUAAAUGGUUUUUUUUUUGUGUGUCAGUAUCCAUCAGUAAAUUAAAUGCAGUGUAGAUAAGUGCCACCCAUUUAAGUGGAAUAUGCAGGGUAAAUUACAGACUUGUAUAAUCACAAUGGAUUCUUCUUGAAUCUGUCAUCUGCCAAGCUGCCAUAAGAAAAUGUUUUGGUUUAAUGUCAAUGCCCUUGUUAUCCUCUCUCUAGCCCAGGUUCUGUCUCGUUCUCAUUCUAUUUCUUAAUUUCCAUUCAUUUAUUUAACCCUUCUUUAGUUCAUUGUAGAUGUUCUCAUUAGUCUACUAAAUUCCUCUUUUUUAAUGUAUUGUCAUCUGGCUACAUAUACUUUAUCUAGUCUGAACCUUCUCUUUAUUUAUCUCAGGCCUAUUUCAAUCUUCCCUCCUUUGUGAUCUACUCUUUUAUUUGCCUCAAUUUCCUAUAAGCAUUGUGAAGAAAUGACUCCGUUAAUCAGGAUUUCUACCUUUCGGAUGUAUUCAGGCGAAUUCCCUGUGUAAAAUAUAGGUGGCCGCCAUUUCGGCACUUUACACGUGGCCGCAGCCAUUUUACGUGCGAACAGCGGUGUUUGCCCGUCAACGCGUGGAACUAAAAUCGGAUACGCAAACAGGCGAACACCGCUGAGACCUCCAUACAUCCAGAACUUCGCACGAGAACAACCGAAUCACCGGCCGUUCGGUAGUUACAUGCAACUUCGUAUGGGGAUUUCAACGAUCACAAAGAUGCGAACGGAUGGCAGGGCUUUCGUCUCUUUUAUUCGCCUAAACGGAGACCGACCGCAGGGCCAAAACUUAUGGAACUAUUUUCGGCUAGAUGGUCCGUGCGGUCGGUCAAAACUUUAGUGUUCCAUAACUCCCGAACCGUUCAUCCGAAUGGACUGAUUUUUCGAUAUGUUGUCCACACAAAUGAGAACUAUCCAGCGGUACCAGAUUUAAAGGUGUACCCCCUGUUUUUGGGGUACAUCCAGAACUGGGGUAAAAUAGUGCACGUUUUAAUUAAGUUAACUGUUUAUCAGAGGGGAGGGAGGUAUGGGCUAUAACCUAUUCCUGAUUGGUGAUUUAAUGCCUCCCCCUGGGUGUGUAUUUCUUGUCUGUAACCGUAAUAAAAAGCAGGCUGGAGAUUCCAGACCUCAGAUCUACUUGUAUCCUGAUUCUGGACUCUGACUGUUAUUUGGGAAUUCGUAUGCUUUACCAAGGGGAUUAUCUUGGGAAGCUGUUAUAUUUCUUAUGGACUUCAUUGCUUAGAACUACCUUAGACGCUGGCAUUGCAGGAGGAAUUAUCAAAGCGGUUCAGCUAUACUUGAUUUCCUUACAACUGGUGGCAAGCGGAGGGAUUCGAAUCCCAAAUGGACAUUUCAAAACAAGCAAAGGAAUGAAUGGCUCAGCAGUACCAGCUACUUAAAAGAACCACGCUAAAGGACUUACUGGAAGCUCGAGGCAGAGUGGCAAGUAACAAAACAAAAGCCACGAUAAUUGCGGAGUUAAUGCAGAGCGAUAAUACCAGUAAUAUAGAGAUGGACCAAGAGGAAGAAACCGUGAUGCAAAAGGACAUCCGAUGGACACUCAGUUUAUUGGGACCCAAUCCAUCCUCAGAGGCGAUACUGCAGGUCGUAGCACAAGCCAGACAAGCGCAAAAAGAGCGAGAUGACCGGGACAGAGCGUCACAGGGGGAUUUGCUACACCCCCCGAGAAGUAUUGGGGAAAUACCAAAGAAGGUAAAUUAUGCAGCGUUUAAAUCAUUUGUUGACAAUGAAAUGGAAAUUGACAGUUACUUGCAAGACUUUGAACGCCAGUGUGCACUGGAGGGAUUAGACUCCACCAAAUGGGCUGCAGUCGUCAGCAGUAAAUUGUCAGGUAGAGCAGCCGAGGCGCUGCGAGCAGUACCUGAGGGGGACAUACAUAAUUAUGAGAAAAUAAAAGACAUUUUGUUGGCCAGAUAUGCGGUAACUCCGGAGGCAUACCGGAAAAAGUUUAGAGACCUGAGAAAGACUGGGAGAGAUUCCCAUACGGAAUGGGCUUUUCGCCUGCAGCGGGCAGCCCGCAAUUGGAUGAAGGGCUGCCAGGCAACCACCCUAGAAGAGGCUUUACAACUAGUGAUACUGGAGCAAUUUUUUAAUCAUACUGCAGAGGACAUAAAAGACUGGGUAAAAGAUAGGAAACCAAAAACCGUGGAGGAGGCCGCUAGGCUAGCGGACGAGUACCAGGAUAACAGGAGGAAAGAGCAAGGGGCGAGCAGACCACCAUUUAAGCCUCAGUACACAGCUCCAACCAACCCGGCUCCACCUAGACCUGCCAUAGGUAACCCCCCACCGAACCCAGCAAACACACCUCGACCUCCUGCAGUGUGUCACUACUGCAAGCAACCAGGACAUUACAAGUAUCAGUGCCCUCGCUUAAACCGGGGAAGCUGGGAACGGCCCGCCCCACAACAACCCAGGGCAGCUGCGCACUGUGUGCAACAGGAUCACACAGGCCCUGGCCUUAACCACGAAGAACAGUGGAGUGUAUUACAUGAGGUCAAUCCAGUACAAGCUGGGGGGGACAACCGGGACCAUCACCGCCAAUGGAUUACCGUCGAUGGCGUGGGGGCCCGGGCGCUGAGAGACUCUGGGGCUACUUUGACUGUGGUACAGCCCCACACGGUCAGAGCACAAGCUCGCACCGGACGCACAGUCGCUGUAAGGGUGGCUGGGGGCGCUAUUCACAAACUGCCCACCGCUAAUAUGUUUGUUGAUUGGGGUUCCGGGUCUAAACAACUGGAGGUGGGGAUUAUGCAAGAACUGCCCGCCGAGGUUUUGUUGGGAAAUGAUGUGGGAUGCCUAACCUCCCAACUAGCCCGAGACCCCCCUGCCGAGGCCUACCCGGUUACCACCCGAGCUCAAGCCAGACUGGAAGCUCCGCUGCACUCUGAGGAAAACCAGGUAAGAGUCGAAAUACCCCCUUUACCCGAUCCCCCCGUACCCUUCUGGGAUACCCCCCAGGGGUUUGAACAGGAACAGCGUACUGACCCCACAUUAGAAGGCUAUAGGAAGGCCGCGGCCGCUACCCCCGAGAACAACCCGCACGAAAAAUUUGAGUGGUAUAAGGGGUUGCUAUAUAGGGUAACCGAGGGGGUGGGACAGGGGGCUACCCAGGUCAUAAAAGACAGUUAGUUGUGCCCCGUAAAUUUCGGGCUGAGUUGUUAAAACUCAGUCAUGACAUUCCCCUAGCAGGACAUUUAGGGGUCAAAAAGACCAGAGACAGGUUAACUCAAACCUUCUUCUGGCCCAGAGCUACCCAGGACCUAAAGUACUAUUGUAGGACAUGUGAUGUAUGCCAAAGGGUAGGAAAAAGGGGAGACCUUCGGAAGGCUAAGCUUCACCCCCUACCCAUCAUCGAACAGCCCUUCCACCGAGUAGCGGUGGAUUUAAUAGGUCCCCUCAGUCGCCCCAGUCCGUCGGGCAAAAAGUUUAUCCUAACGGUGGUUGACUACGCCACUAGAUACCCGGAGGCAGUCGCCCUCACCAAUAUAGAGGCCGAGACCGUGGCAGAGGCCCUUAUUCAGAUAUUCACCCGAGUAGGUUUCCCGCAGGAGAUACUCUCCGAUCGGGGGACGCAGUUCACAGCCACCCUGACGCAACAACUGUGGCAGAGCUGUGGAGUGCAACCCCUGUUCAGCGCCCCGUAUCAUCCCCAGACUAACGGGCUCUGUGAACGUUUCAAUGGCACUCUAAAACAGAUGCUAAAAACUUUUACAGAGUCCCACAAGAAUUGGGAAAAAUUCCUUCCCCACCUUCUGUUUGCCUACCGUGAGGUGCCCCAGGCCUCCACUGGGUUUUCCCCCUUCGAACUCCUGUACGGGAGAAAAGUUCGGGGCCCACUGGAGCUCGUACGGGAACACUGGGAGGGCAAUACAGAUGAGGGGGGAGUCCCUAUCGUCCAGUAUGUCCUGGAGUUCCGGGACCGUCUGCGGGCCCUCACCGAAUCGGUUCGGGAGAACCUGCAGGCGGCCCAGGAGGACCAGAAAAAGUACGAUAGGAGGGCCCAGGAUAGAGUGCUGGACUUAGGGCAGAAGGUACUGGCUCUGAGGCCCGUUAAAAAGGACAAGCUUCAAGCAGCCUGGCAGGGACCCUUUAAGGUAGUGGAACAGGUUAGCGAGACUACCUACAUCGUGAGCAAAUGCUCAGAUGAAAGGCUGACCAAAGCCUUCCAUGUGAACAUGCUCAAACCAUAUUUUGAAAGGACAGAGGAGGUGGGCGCCGUGUGCGCCCCCGCCACAGAGGAUAGUGAAGGGCUUCCCCUUCCUGACUUACUGGAGACCACCCCCUGUACGAUUGACCAAGUAAGCUUGGGGCAAAAUUUAGACCACCUGGAGAAAGGUGAGGCUACUCAACUGCUGCAGGGAUACCGAGAGAUGUUUUCCGCUACCCCCGGCUAUACCUCCGCUGCGGUCCACCGUGUGGAAACCCAGGGAGAGACGCCCCUACGGCAACAGCCAUAUCGGAUCCCGGAAGCAGUACGUGAGAGUAUGCUCACCGAGUUAAGGGAUAUGUUACGGCUAGGGGUAAUAGAACCCUCCCAAAGUCCUUGGGCCUCCCCGGUGGUACUAGUACCGAAGCGCGAUGGCACUACGCGCUUCUGUGUAGAUUACCGGAGGCUUAACGACCGUACCAUAACCGAUGCCUACCCCAUGCCUAGAAUAGAUGAGCUCUUAGAUCGUAUGGCGGGGGGGGAACUACUUGACUACCCUGGACCUGUGCAAGGGUUAUUGGCAGAUCCCCCUGGAGCCUGCGGCCAUCCCCAAGUCGGCGUUCGUCACCCCGUUUGGGCUAUACCAAUUCAAGGUUAUGCCCUUUGGGAUGAAGAACGCCCCGGCUACGUUUCAGCGGAUGGCGGAUAGGCUCCUGGAGGGGUUUCAGGACUUCGCAUGUGCGUAUCUAGAUGAUAUUGCCAUCUAUAGCAGCACAUGGGGAGACCAUCUGGGUCAUGUGUCCAGGGUACUCGAACGAAUUCACCUCGCAGGGCUCACACUGAAACCCGACAAAUGUCACGUAGGCCUAGCCGAGGUCCAGUAUCUAGGCCACCGGGUCGGCUCCGGUAGACAACGCCCAGAGCCCGCUAAGGUAGAGGCCAUAGCUAACUGGCCCCAACCCCGGACCAAAACCCAGGUACUGGCUUUCUUAGGGACGGCCGGGUAUUACAGGAAGUUCGUCCCAGAAUAUAGCGCCCUGGCCAAGCCCCUCACGGACCUUACCAAAAAGGCCCUUCCCAAACAGGUCGCCUGGACCCCAGAGUGCACGGACGCUUUCCAGAAGCUCAAAGCGGCAUUGAGUGAGGCCCCUGUGUUGGCAGCACCCGAUUACACUAAACAAUUUCUUGUCCACACAGAUGCCUCCAUGUUUGGGCUGGGAGCCGUGCUAAGCCAGGUGGGGGCGGAUGGCAUGGAACACCCGGUGGCAUACCUCAGCCGUAAACUUUUGCCCCGAGAAGUCAGCUAUGCCACCGUAGAAAAAGAGUGCUUGGCCCUCGUGUGGGCCCUCAAGAAACUUCAGCCCUAUCUGUAUGGGCGAGCGUUUACCCUUAUGACCGACCACAACCCCCUGGUAUGGCUCAACCGGGUAGCUGGUGACAACCCCAGGCUACUCCGGUGGAGCUUAGCUCUCCAACCAUACAAUUUUACCAUGCAGUACCGUCCGGGUAAACAAAAUGGGAAUGCGGAUGGUCUGUCCCGCCAGACCGAACUGGACACCUAAAAACGUACUUUCAUCGGACAUCCCCAAGCCAACCCGACAGGGUCUAGGCGGGUAUGCCGACCUAUGGACUUAUAGGGGAGCAGUGUGAAGAAAUGACUCCGUUAAUCAGGAUUUCUACCUUUCGGAUGUAUUCAGGCGAAUUCCCUGUGUAAAAUAUAGGUGGCCGCCAUUUCGGCACUUUACACGUGGCCGCAGCCAUUUUACGUGCGAACAGCGGUGUUUGCCCGUCAACGCGUGGAACUAAAAUCGGAUACGCAAACAGGCGAACACCGCUGAGACCUCCAUACAUCCAGAACUUCGCACGAGAACAACCGAAUCACCGGCCGUUCGGUAGUUACAUGCAACUUCGUAUGGGGAUUUCAACGAUCACAAAGAUGCGAAUGGAUGGCAGGGCUUUCGUCUCUUUUAUUCGCCUAAACGGAGACCGACCGCAGGGCCAAAACUUAUGGAACUAUUUUCGGCUAGAUGGUCCGUGCGGUCGGUCAAAACUUUAGUGUUCCAUAACUCCCGAACCGUUCAUCCGAAUGGACUGAUUUUUCGAUAUGUUGUCCACACAAAUGAGAACUAUCCAGCGGUACCAGAUUUUUUGUUUUUGGGGUACAUCCAGAACUGGGGUAAAAUAGUGCACGUUUUAAUUAAGUUAACUGUUUAUCAGAGGGGAGGGAGGUAUGGGCUGUAACCUAUUCCUGAUUGGUGAUUUAAUGCCUCCCCCUGGGUGUGUAUUUCUUGUCUGUAACCGUAAUAAAAAGCAGGCUGGAGAUUCCAGACCUCAGAUCUACUUGUAUCCUGAUUCUGGACUCUGACUGUUAUUUGGGAAUUCGUAUGCUUUACCAAGGGGAUUAUCUUGGGAAGCUGUUAUAUUUCUUAUGGACUUCAUUGCUUAGAACUACCUUAGACGCUGGCAUUGCAGGAGGAAUUAUCAAAGCGGUUCAGCUAUACUUGAUUUCCUUACAAGCAUACCCCCUCAGUGACAUACAUCUCAGGAUAAAAAUGGACUUCAGCUUUUGCCUAAUGUUAAUGUUGCCAUGACCCAAAUUCCUAGGCAACCACUGCAGACUGAAAACCUAAUUCCAGUAAUGCCUAUUCUGUUAAAAAAAAUUAGGCCCCACCAAUGUGUUGCGUUUUACUAAAAGACUUGUAAAAUAAUUAAAAGUUGUAAAAUUGUAUUUAUGUAGAUCUCCAAUAUUUAGAACGAACCCUUAAUUCUCAUGUUUUGCUUCUUUCUCGCAGGCUGUAAAAGCACUGGCUCUCUCUCUGAUGACCAACACGUCAAUUGUGAGUUUAGAUCUCAGUGAUAACUGGCUGGAAGGAGAUGGCGCUGCAGCGAUAGCCGACAUGCUGAAGGAAAAUUGCUACAUUUCAGGUUAUUUGAGAUGGUCAAAGUUAGAAUGUUUAUGCAUUAUUUUGAAAUGAACUAUUAAAAACAACGCACAACACAAAACUUUAGUAGAUACUCUAAAAACGUCAACAAGCUUUGGGAUUAACCCCUGUGAAGAUUCAUAAGAAGAACUGAGGUUCAGAAAACAUGUUGCUUAUUGGGAAAUACACUGCACCUCAAUGAUGUGGCACAGGGGUAGUAUCUUAUAUCUGGAGUUUACAGCUGGAGUUGUCUUUCUGCUCUUUACACCUUGCUUACCUAAGUCUAGCACCAGUUAUUACAACCUUUGGCACUCCAUAUGGUUUUAAAUUACAUCUCCCAUGAUGCUUUGCCAGCUUUAUGUGUGCAAGAGCAUUAUGGGAGAUGUAGUCCACAACAUCUUGAGUGCAGAAGUAUUUCCACCCUUACCUCUAGCAAAUAGAUCUGUGGCUCAUAUCUCUCCUACCUAAAAACAUAAUACAAAAAUGAGCCCUCCAUAAAAAGAUUUAGUACAGUGUGUAGUGUAAAUUGUACAUUGUUAUGUAGAGUAUUUAUAUGUUAUGUAAUUAUCUAGUAACUGAUUUAUUUUUUUCAGAGAUUCAUCUAUCGGAUAACAGACUUGGACUGAAAGGCGCCAUUGCAUUAUCACAUAUGCUUGUUGAGAAUACAACACUGAGAAAAAUUAAUCUAUCCGGAAAUGAGUUUGAUGACCAAACUGCUCCUUAUUUAUCUGGUGCUUUGAUAAACAACCAAAAGCUGGAAUCCGUGGACUUCAGUCAUAACUUGUUUGGAGACAGAUCAGGUAUGAUUAAUUAAUAUGUGCUCUAUGUAUGUGCAUGCUAUUUAACCACUUAACUACCAUGAUUUAGAAAAUCCCUUAUUAUAUAAAAAAUGACUUUCUCACCCCUCAGGGUGUGGUUUAUUUUUUUACAUGUGUGUUUUCCUCAUUCUUGGAUCCUCUGCCAGAGGCUUGGGAGUCUAAGAGUUCUGUGCAGUAUCUUCAUAGAAACAACAGCAACCUGUGUGCACAAAGAAUCCAAAAAUAUUUAUUACGCCAUAAUCUUUUAAUGCAAAUUACAUUGGACAUACAGUGAAAAGCUCCCUCCCGCGGGACUGAUCUUGGUAAUCUUUUACAACACUUUAUUAAGAGAACGUCCUGUUCUGAAUCCUCUGUCGUCUCAGGCAUUCCCUUAGCAGUUCAUCUUUGGAAGCCAUCUUUAUGAUGUACUUGUGGAUACUUUGUGUUUUAUCCAGGACUGUGGGCUUGACACUCAGCAGGUCCCAACCUUCUUCCUUCCAGCUGGUGUAGAAUCUCUGGGUGCUGUAUGUUGGGUGGAAUUUGGGUGUAUUUUCGGUGACAUCCAUAUUGACUAGCUCUUCUAUUGGCUAUGUUUUUUUUCCAGCUUGGUAUUUGAUGACUGGUAGGACAUAUGUGUUGAAUGUUUGGAUCUUGUUCUUGCCAUUGAGCUGGGACUUCAAGACUUGUCUGUAGGUGUCAGGACACUGUUUAGGAGACAAAGCCCAAUAUGCAGAAAAGGCAAUAACUCGAUCAGGAACGCAGUACAAAAGGGUCAAAACAAAGAAUGGUCAGGAAAGCCAAAGGUCAGGACAGGCGGCACAGGAUCUUGGUCAGGAGUCAAGCAGGAUUCAAAUAUCAGGGAUAUCUAUAGUUGUAAAAGUAAACUAACAAAAAACCAAAACAAAGCCUUCAUUCACACAAAUAAGUGUCAAACAAACGGUAAAACAACAUUUAUACCAGCAUAACCUGAGAGGAUUUAUCUCAAUGUUCAAACCACAGGUAAACCUCAAAAAGAGAAAGGCCUGGAUAUAGUUUGUUCAAGAGGUCUACAUUUUUUUCUAAUUUUUAAAAGAUGAAAUACAAUGAACCUGUACCAAAUAGAUGGAAUGAAGUUCAGUAGUUUCCCUUUACCUCCCAGUAUCCAGAGCAUUCAACCAUGAUUUGACCAUCAACUGCAGUGCCAAGCUCACCCUGAUGUGAUCCAAGUAUAUUUUAUAGGGUCGCAUACACCUGUACAGUGGAGCGGAAUUUGUUGGCGCUCUAUAAAUAAUAAUAACCCAUAUGCUUUUUUUUUUAUUAAAGAAAGAAAAUAUUAAUCACAUACAUUCCCUGUAUUGUAUGGCAGCCUAUUGUGUUUGAUAAAACAAAACUACACAUUUGAGUUUGUGUUCCUUAAAAGGACUCUUCACAAUCUGGGCAUUACUGUGCUUUAAGUGCAUUUGACUCGUUAGCUUUCUGUAUAUCACCCACAUUCAUAUCAAUCAAAUGGUUUACAUGUAUACUUAAUGCUUUUUAUAGCAUUGUUUUUUAGAUAAAGGGGUCCUAAAUGUAAAUUAAAAACACAGUUUACUUAGAACAAAUUAUAUUUAUUUUUGAGUUUAGAGUGUUCCUGGAAUCAGAGUAUUUCCUAGAUUUCUGUGAGUUUGCAAAGUGCAUGAAUGAAUACACUUUUCAAUAUUUUUUUUAAUUUUCUUUGAUGAAGGUGAAAUUCUUAAAACAGCAAUUGCUGAAAACACAGGAAUGCUGGAGCUAAAUCUCAGCUGGAACUGCUUUCGUGGAAAAGGAGCCAUAGCUGUAGCAAAAGGCUUAGGGGUAAGAAUCAAUAAAUACAAUGUAUUAGCAGUAAAACUUUGUGGUGUAUGCUUUGCUGUUUAGAUCUUGAUUAAGUUUAACAAUUCACUUUGUGAUUUACUGCAUUUACCCUGAGUUAUAAACCAUUCUGUUGAAUAUUUAACCCAGAUAGCAAAACAAAAUAAGGCUGCUAUAUAAGCCCUAGCACAAGUGCAAAGAAAUCUUGUGCCCGAUAUAUCUUUUACCCUGCCCACACUACCUUUAUCUAAAAAUAUUUAUUAAAAUGUUUUCUCUAAGCCUUAAACUAAGAAUGUACAGCCUGGUGAGUCCUUACUAAGCUGAGCUAGCAAUGAAUUGCAGAUAAAUGCAAACUCAGCUUUAAAAUAAAUACACAUACAUAGAGCCCAUCACAAACAAUCAAAAAGCAAAAAUGUUUUCCAGAUGAUUUGCUUAGUUAGCUCUGAGCAUGACAUUGGUCUUCUUGCACCAUAACCUUUACAGCAGACUUUAGCAAUACCUGCGAACAUGGGUAGCCACCACCCAGGUUUCUUCCUGUCCCCAGAUGCAAUUCCUCUAUCCAGACUCGCAUUUACUCAUGGCAUAUUACCAAACUAGAUGUGGUUACUAUACACCCAUUUGGGUUUUUCCUUCAUCGGGCACUCUUAUUUUUGUCUCCACCUUCUCAUCUCUGCAGACCAGCUUGAACAAGGUUUCUCUCCGUAAUCUUGCCGUAAUUAGCCUUACUUUUUGCCUCUACUCCAUGCUUUGCUUACUGUACACUCGGUUUUCUAUUUUUGCACUUUUACUGUAUAGUGAUUGCCAAGCAUUGUUAUUUAUUUUCUGUAUUCAUCAUACAUACUGUAUAAUGAUUAUAUAGCAGUACUCCUUAUAUUGGCAUAAUUAUGGAUUUAUUUCUUUUACUUUUAAAAUGAUAUUUUCUCUCCAAAACCUUUUUCUCAGUGCAUAUUUUCCCUCAGAUCUUAACCUCUUGGGCAUUCUUUUUUUAAUUGAAUUUGUGUUUAUUCAGCAUUGCUUCCAUUGAUAUAUGCAUUGAAGGUGUGAACAGUGCAUAAGAAUAAAGUGAACAGAAAUUGGUGUAGAAAAGUAGAUUAACAUCUAUCAAUUUGAGAUAAUAGUAUACAGCAUACAGCGAAAUCAAUAUCAAACUGUUACAACUGUUAAAAAGCCUAUGCAAAUAGGGCUGUGCUGCUAUGUCGAGUGCCAGUUUUAUAUUUCCUAAAACAAUGCAGGCCAAUGAAGACAAAAACAAAAAUCCUCUUGGGCUUUCUUGCAUAGUACCAUACAGGGGGUUAAACCCCAUGGACAAGGUUCUUUCUCUUCUCCUUUGUAUCAGUGUAUCUAAUUAUAUAUUUAUAUAUCCAGUGUAUGCAUAAUUACCAAGGUGGUUGGAUUUUUAAAAAAAAAUGUUUUUGCAUAAAUUGUGAAGCGCUCUUGAUAAGAUUAUACUUUCCUUUUAAUAAUUUAACAAAAGAUAUACAAUCUGGGUCUUUUCCCGAAGACAUUCUAUUUUGCAGAUGACACCAUUGAUAUCAUCAGAUAUUGCAUUACCAAGCGGAUGGUAAUAUAAUCAGACUAUGUGAUCCAUUUGUUUGAUGAUAAAGUCCAUUAAGUUUUUAACUUUAAGUCCAUUUUUAGGCAAAGACCUGAAUUAUUAUGGAUUGUAAUAAAAUAUGACUUAGAAAGGAAAUGUUAAAAUAAAAAGUCUCUCCCUUUGUUUUGAAAUGUAGGCCAACAUUUUCCUCCGAGUGCUGGAUCUGUCAUAUAAUGGAUUUGGCAAUAAUGGAGCGACAGCCUUAGGAGAGGCUCUGAAGAUUAACAAUGUGUUAGAAGAACUAAACAUUAGGUAAAUACACUCAUUCUGGAAUGAAAUAUUACAAACACAUUCACAAUUUAAUCCUAAAGACUGAAUAAAACAUGAAAUAAUCACGGAUAGGGAUGCCUUCAGAAAUCGCAGGACCCUUUACAAAACCAUUUUACAAGUCUUUGAGGCACAUUCUGACAGACGUGCAUUCAAAUUCAAACUCACAGACGCAUAAAUAUUCAUACACACCGACAAAUUCAUACUCCCUGCUAGAUAUUCCUAAAAAUACACACAAGUGCAAACUGGCAGACACAAAGAUUCAUACACAUAUACACACUUCUAGAGACACACUGCCACACACAAACACUCACUGAAACACAUACACUGACAUUCACACAGAUACACAAAACAUAUAUGGACAGAUACAUACACUAACAUACACAGAAAUUGAUAAAUGUAUACUUUAGCCACUUUCCUGUUCUCAAAUCUCAUCUGUGCAUCAAGGUGGUUUUCCUUGGGUCCAGAGGUACAGGACCAAGGAUGGUGCAGCUUCUGAGCGUCUUCCCCUCCCCCCCCGACACUCUAUGGGUGCACUGGGAGGGAAUUAUGUAAUGAAUGAUUUCCUCCUAAUCCCUGUACUGCAGUGCAAGAAGAAAUUAUUAUUAUUAUUAUUUUUAUUUAUAUAGCGCCAGCAAAUUCCAUAGCACUGUACAAUGGGUAGACUAACAGACACGUAGUUGUAACCAGACAAAUGGACGCACAGGAACAGAGGGGUUGAGGGCCCUGCUCAAUGAACUUACAUGCUAGAGGGAGUGGGGUAUAGUGACACAAAAGAUAUAAGUAGGGGUAAUGAAAUAGGUAGUAUUCACUGAAAAUGUAUUAUUUUUGACAGUUGCAGAAGAGGAGUCAUUGGGGGGGGGGGUGAAAACCUGCUAACAGUUUAAAGUAUAUGCUUUCCUGAAGAAGCGUGUUUUCAAAGAUUUUUUUGAAAGAGUGGAAACUGGGUGAAAGUCUAACGGAGAAGGGAAGGGAGUUCCACAGAAAAGGUGCUGCCCUGGAAAAGUCUUGGAAGUGAGCAUCAGACGUGGGAGUACGGACAGAGGAUAGGCGUAGGUCUUCGGCAAAGCACAGGGGCCUCAACGGGACAUACUUGUAUAUUAGGGAGGAUAGAUAGGUUUAAGCAGCAAUAGGGACUUGUAAGCAAGGACCACAAUCUUAAAUGGAGCCCUAUAUCUAACUGGAAGCCAAUGUAGGGACUGACAGAGGGGGGAGGCAUGGGAGUUGUGGGUGGGCAGACAGGAAAAUGAGCCCUGCCGCCGCAUUCAUUAUAGAUUGCAGCGGUGCAAUCUGGGAACACAUAAGACCACUGAGAAGGGGAUUGCAGUAGUUGAGAAAGAGCAACGGCAUGGACCAGCACCUUAGUCGUGUCUGGUGUUAAAUUGGGGCAGAUGCGAGCUAUGUUUUUGAGAUGGAAGCAGCUGGAUUUGGCGAUCAACUGGACAUGAGGGGUUAAGGAGAGGUCAGAGUCAAAGAGAACACCUAGGCAGCGAGCCUGCGAGGUAGAGGUGAUGGUGGCACCGUUGACUUGGAGGGAUGACGCUGUUCUGCUCAGGGAAAUUAGAUCUGGUUUAGGGGGGAUAUUUCUAUCUCCUCAACUAGAUCACAUAUUGAUAAAGAAUACAAAGAAAUCAAGGUGUAUUGGUGCUACCAAUUCUCACUUAGAGAUGAAUAAUAAAACAAUAGAAUAAAUACUGCACCAGUCAAUGAAAUGAUAAUUCGGGAUCAAUCUAAAAAACACAAAUAACAUAACAUAGUGCAAAUUGUAUAUAUAUAUUUAUGUAGAGUAAUACUCACAGGAUUUAGAGCCGUCCCAAGCUCUAUAUAUUAUGCAGGAGGGUGCCUAAAAAGGCUAAAACUAUAUCCUUCAGGAGAGCAGCACAGGAUACAAAGUGCAGAAUCCAAAAUUUAUUAAACAAAUAAACAAUUAAAACAGGGACAAAAAGCAGUGUAUAAAUAAUAAAAUAUACUAGGCACAAAGCCUAAAUAAAACACCGCAGAGUAAAUAAGAAAAAGUCCCAGAUACAAUACUUAGGUCUAGCAGCAAACGCGUUUCAACUCCACCUGGAGUCUUCUUCAGUGCUGUGGUGCUCUCUCCUCUGUGAUUGUGCUCUAUUCUCUGUUAUUUUAAAUACCCUUCUUAAUCAGUCUUUAAACUAUCCCGGCUGUGUAUCUUCUUGUUUCCUGCAUGGCAAAUGCACGUCAUCAUUUCCCAUCACAUGACUGAUUAAGAAGGGUAUUUAAAAUCACAGAGGAGAGAGCAACACAGCACUGAAGAAGACUCUAGCUGGAGCAGAAACGCGUUUGCUGCUAGACCAAAGUAUUGUAUCUGGGACUUUUUCUCAUUUACUCUGCAGUGUUUUAUUUAGGCUUUGUGCCUAGUAUAUUUUACUAUUUAUACACUGCUUAUUGUCCCUGUUUUAAUUAAUUAUUUGUUUAGUAAAUUUUGGAUUCUGCACUUUGUAUCCUGUGCUGCUCUCCUCAAGGAUAUCGUUUUAGCCUUUUUAGGCACGCUCCUGCAUAUUAUAAUGAUAAAGGACCCCUAGUGUUAAAGUGGAACAAAAAAUGAUGGAUUCAGGCUUUUGUUUCAUUGAUGGUUGCAAUAAAUUAAACCAGGUAAUAAUUAUAUAGGCAAAACUUAAGCCUCCUGGGUCUGAAAAGAAGCCAGUGGAAUGUUUCAGCUAAUAGGAUGAUGGUCUUAUAUAUAGGAAUAAUGAAAUAUGAUCACCAUGAUAAUCAUAUAACUAGUAUUUCUUCCCUACUUGUCAUUUAUCUGCAAGCUGAAGUGCCUUAUGUGUAGUUAGUAUCUCUUAAUGGGUUUCUCCAACCACUGUGGUGGUUAUGAUGUUGAGUACCUUGGUGCCUUUCCCCAGUAUUGGAGCAAACCUUUUUUUACUAUAGUUAGUCCUCUUACCUAAUCCUGCCAGGCACUGAGGAUCUUCUGAAGCAGAGAUUACAAAAGUGGCUGAUGCCGAUCCUGCCACUCAUUCAUUGGCUGUGAGUCAAUGACCACUCUCAGCCAAUGAAUGCAAUUUUGCACAGAAUUUACAUUAGACAGCCGGAACUUUAGUUCGGGACAGGCUUAUGACACCCCUUUGAUGAUCUCAGAGGUGGGGUUACAUCUCUGGCAGCAGUGUGGUUAAACUCCUUGUGUACAGCAGUUCAAAGCAAAACACUGCGCAUAUAGACUCCAGGCACCAUGACCCUUCAAGUAAUUGAAAUGGUCAUGGUGCCUGGAGUAACCCUUUAAACGAGACACGGUGUCAAUUCAAUUAAGCUCUUCUUCCCUCUUACAGGUUAUUCUUUUUCAUGUCUUUCUUUACAGUCCUUCUUACAUUGUAAGCUUAAAUUUACCUGUCAAUUACUUGAUGUUCUGUGUCAUCACCUCCUCAUAAUUCUAAAGCUUCUUUGAAAUACAUUGGCAUUAUUUAAAUCCUAAUAAUAAUGAUUUAUUUCAUAGAAUAUUAAUGAUAUAUAUAUACAUUUUUUUUUAUAAAGCAACAAUCGUAUUUCUCUGCAAGGAGCUGUACGUUUUGCAUUGUGUCUUAAAGAAAAUAAGAAUUUGAAAGCUUUACAGGUCAGUAAUGUAUUCUCAUAUCUAAUACUAAUGUAUAAUAUCUUGUUGUUAUUUCUGGAGUUUUAUUACAAUGUUUACUGAUUGAUUUACCUGCAUUUAUCAGGAAACUGCCUCUAAUUUCACAUCUCAUUCCAUUAAUGUAUAAUGGCUAGCUUUUUACAACAGUAUACUCAAUAUACAUACAUAUUUUAUAGAGCUUUAUCAGCUUUCUACUGUUACUUAGCACACUUUUGGUAUGUCGUAAAGAGGACCUAUUAAAAUGUGAAAGUCAAAAUAUGCUCAUAAACAUUUUUUGACCAGUCUAAAAUUGUCACGUAUUCAUCCGCUUAUAGAAAUGUGGUUAAUGACAUUUACUGUCCACACAGGAAAAGUUGUGCCGAGCAGCAACCAAAUCCACAGAAGGGUUAAUGCUGAGCAGCAAUUAUGCAAAUGAAACCUGGUAACUGACUUUGGGGUCAAAGGCCGGUUACAGCCUAUCAGAUCUAGAGGAGGGGUACUUAGGCCCAGUUCUCACCCUGCUCAGUGCCCUGUCGUGGUUUCCCUUGUGGUUGUCUGAGAGCGCGUUCCUGUUUAUAGUUUUCUACCUGGUUUUUGACUUUGGCUUUGUUUAUUGACUUCUCUAUAUUCUGGUAUCCUGACUCCUGGCUUUCCUCAUCACUGCGUCCCUUUCUGUGUUCCCUGACCUCGGCUAGUAUUUUUGACUAUUCUAUGUACGUUAAAUCCAGCCAUUCUAAGGACCGGUAAUACAUUACUUAUUUGUCAUCCGUGCUAUACAGUUCUACGUGCUGUAUCAAACAGUAAUCCUGACAAAAAUAAAAUCUAAUGUAGAAUACAUUUUCUAACCACUCUUGACUUGGACACUAGAGAAGGAUAACAACGCUGCUGUGCAAAGUGUGAAAAUAUAAUACAUAUCUGUAAAUAUCUGAUAUUGUUAUACAUCAUGUUCUGCUGGUCAUUUCUUGUUACUGCAAGAAAACAAGAACAUCCAAAAAAAAUCUUCUAGAGUUUGGACCAUAGAUAUUUGUUUAUACAGCUGAAUGCAGAUAGUAUUACACAAAGAAAAAUAAAAAAAAUAAGGUGUGCACAUUUUUUAUUUUUUUUAAUAAAGUAUAAAAAAAGGUAUUUUAAUAAUUUGCACAGUCAUUUGCUCUUGUUUUGGUACAUAAAUUAUUUUAUCCUUCAGUAAUUAUAAUAUCGUAUGACAUGUUUAUCACAUUUUAUAUUACUACAUUUUAUAUUAAUACGGUUGCAGCUGGUAAAAAAAAAUAAAAAAAUAGGGGAAAAAUAACUUGAUUGUAAAAAUAUCAGAAUUAAUAAGGUUCCAUAGAUGUAGGAUCUAUAUCAGGGGUACGCACUCUUUGGGACUCCUGAUGUUUGAACCACAUCUCCCAUAAUGCUCUUACAGGCAUAAUGCUGGCAAAGGUGAACUACCCACGAUCAAUAUUUUAAAUAUAAUCUUUAUAUGUUAUGUAGCGGACCGCCUGGUACCCCGACUGGGUACCUCCGCCAAGCACGCUUCCUAGCUAUGGCCGUGACACCAUCAGCACUUCAGCCCCCCGCCACCGCAGCUUGGCCGGGGUCUCGCCGUCGCUUCCCACCCUGGAACAGGGUCCUGGAUCCAACUUCCAGUGACCAAAGCUCUCCUGCAGAGAGAAUAGCUGUGUAGUGAUUAUAAUAUUCCCCCCACACAUUAGUCAAGAAUGAAUGCUGGGAGUAGAUCUGUUUAAUGCAGGCAAACACAUUUAUGCACACUGUAAAUGCCUCCCUGAGAGAUAAUUAAGUCAGGAACUGUACAAACUCCAUUAUCUCCAGAUACAGAAAAGUAUGACAAUUUUUAAACAACCCAAAAGUACCCCCAAAAUACAUGGAACCCCCUCAAAAGUCACAUCCCCAGAAAUCCCUGAUCUGCGUGCCCAUCAUAUCCAAAAAUCAAUCAGAUCGUUUUGGUGGUUUGGAUUUUCUAUCGAGGUAAACUUUUGACCGACCGCAAAUGUGGCUUCUGUCCAAAAUAGUUCCAUAAGAAAAGUGGUAGCGGCCGGUCACUUCUCGGGAGUCCAAAACUGAAUGAAAUGCCAAACUGGUCCUUUGUCUCCUAGAUAGCUAUUGUUCUUGUUUUUAAGACUCUUAUUGAAAAGAAAAUAUUCAUGUUCUCAGGGCAGAGAAUGUUUUUUUUCUUUUAAAAUAUAUUUUAGAGGUGAAAAGGUGAAAAUACAAAGCCAUGUAAUGAGGGGAGUAUUUACAAUAUUUUAAUGUACAAAAAAAGAAAAGAUAGCUAUUAAUGUCAUUAUACUUUUUUUAUAUAUUUAAUAUAAGUAAUAUAUGAAUCCAUAGAUAUAACGCCAUUACCAUCAGGGCUAGAUAUCUCCUCUCCAGAAAGCUCUCCUGUAAUUGCACAUUUGUGUUAAUCUUGUAUUCUGUUUGUUUACUUUUCAGUCACACAAUAAUGAAAAUUAUCAUUUUUUUCAGGACUGUAAGUUCCCUGCCAUUAUCGAGACCUCUUGCCACCCAUUGUAUUUGGAAAAAUACUAUUUAAAUACAUUUUGUUCACUUUGUUUCCAGCAACAAGGCAGCCGCCCAAUGUGCCUCCUUUUUUUAUCAGCAAGCAUGCUAACGUCUUCCAUUUUGCCAUCCAAUCGGCAACACACGUUUUCAAUACAUUGAAAAAAAAAUCAAAAAGCAUGGGUUGAAGAACAGAGUUUAACUUGGCUAUUGUAGUGCGAGCUCCCUCUAGUGGCUGUCAGGAAGAAAGCCACAAGAGGUGUGUUUCGCCUGCAACAAAAACAGUGCCAUAUCUACAAAAUGGCAAUGUAUUAUAUUUCAUUACUAACACUGCAAACAGACCACUUCAUUGAGAUUAAGUGAUCUGCAAGUGUAUAGUGGCCCUCUAAGGUGAAGAUUAAUUAUUUGUCCAGCUCUGAAAAUAGAUCUUCAUUACAAAAUAGCUUAGGUGUGUUUCUUUAUGAGGCACUGUCAUUUUCAGAGAAACCCUCUAAAAUAAACACUAUUGCAAUGUUUACAUUCGCAGGACUUUCACUUUGCUGUGACUUACCUGUCCCUUAAUGCCUUUAGAGUGCAUGUGAGCACUUAGCAUCCAACAGACAAAUGGCGUACACACACAGGUGCACUCAUAUAUUCUCCAACAGUGAUGAGUGUGCAUGCACCAUGUGCUCAGUAAUGCAAGAGUUAACUCGUUUACAUAUUUUACCUGGCUUUACACAGUAAAGCAUGUAAAUAAAAACAACAUAAUCUAUUUUAUUGAUUGGAAAAUAUAAAGCACCACCAAUGAUUAACUUUUAGUUGGCUAUUAGGUUGUGCCAGAAUUGAGGACGUGAGUGACCGUUUCUCUUUAAGACUAGAUCUAGCAUGUGUGAGCUUGCUUGAUUGUUGACUAUUUAGCAGUUGCAUCGCAGACAAAAAAAUAGCAAAGACUGCAAAACACACUGCUCCUUAGCUAAUAAUAAGAAUCCCAGGAUAUUUUUCUGAACGGCCAAAAAAAAAUGAAACUAAGAUAAGGUAUUUAGAAAAAAAAAAAAUGCUAUCUUGAUGGAGAUCAGCUGCAUGUGCAACAUUUAAAGCAUUUAAGAGUUGAACUGUGCUCAUAGACAUAGAAAUAACCAGUUUAUUACUGUGCUUUAAUGAAAGCAAUACAACUAUAUUAAAAUGGAGCAAACAUACAACAUUGAUCCAGCUCACCUAAAUGCAUAAUAUAGAGAGAAGGAUGUUUUUUUAUUUUUAUUUUAUUUUAGAGUGUAAGUUUGUUUUGGCAGCACACUCUUCACCUACUGUUCUACUAUGUCAAUCACGUUCUGUUAAAAUAUAGGGUUUGUCUUGUUUACACAUUGUACAGCGCUUUGGGAUAUGUUGGCACUAUAUAAAUAAUAGACAUAUUAAUUUAAUUUUACAGAUGUCUAGAAAUCCAAUGAAAAGUGAAGGCUGUUUUGCGAUUCUGAAAUCCAUCCAGGCAAACCCUGGUGCUGCCAUAGAAUCUUUGGAGUUCUGUGUAAGUAUAAAGUUUCUUCAAGACAGGCAGGUUUCCUAGAGGUAUUUAUCCUGUAACAAGUUAUGAUGCUUACUCAAACCAUCAUAACCACUACAGCCCAUUUUGUCAAGGUUUGUCCUCUCACCUGGAUCGUACCAGGCUCCUGAUCUUCUUUGUAGGCAGUUUAGCCUUAUGCAGAUCUUGCUGCUCAUCAAUUUGGUUUUUUUCAUUAAUCUGAAUCACUAAGAUUUAACGUGCUAUCCUGCUUUAUAGUGAAAGUUUAAUUAAUUUCAUACACAUUUUAUAGGAUAUUGUGGUCAAUAAGGAGUUUGAUGAUUUGUAUAGUGCUAUGAAGGAAACUAUGCCAAACCUGUCUAUCAAACAUGGAGGAAACGCUGAUCUGUUUAAAAGAAGCAUUACGAAGGUAAGACCAAUUUCAAGUGCUGGGUAAAACACAAUGUGUAAUCUAUUAAUUUAUUUCAGUUAAAAGAAACUUUGCAAAGAAUACCCUCUAUCUGCAGAAUAUUUUAAAUCACUUGGGAAAUUCAAUUCUGUGUUUAUUUCUAUUUCUUCUUUAAUUAGGCUCAUGAUAAUGUAAUUUGUUCAUGCAGGGGCAGGGAUUGACAACUGCCAUCACAUUCUUAUACAAUGAAUGAUACAAAACUUGUGUGGUCAAUGUAUAAUCAUGUAUACAUCAUGAAAGAUAAAUAUAUCUCCUCACCUCAAGGAAUCGGAUCAUUAAAGGGUCAUUCUAGGCCAUAUCUCCUAACUUUGACGUACUGUGAAGUAGGGCGCUGGUGGGAAGGGUAAAAGACUAGUGGCAUGAUUCGCACUUUCAGUGCACUCUGCAGGGUGCUAAUGCCCCGUGCAUAGCCCAAGCCCAUGUAAUGAUGUGUAAUGAACUUACCUGCUCCAGGUGCCCGCGUUGCUCCUCUCCUCGGGAUGUGCAGAACGAAUACUCCACUCGGCCCCACAGACUAAUGCACUCUCUGCUGCCUCAAAGUACCGCUCACAGCAGAUACCUCACGGUGCUCUGACCUCUCAAGAUGGCGGAAACCCUUCCACAAGCAUCACAAAACUCCAUACGGGCACAAUGGCCCAUUCUAGAGACCCUCAAAUCCAGGCUGGAUGCAUUAUUCCAGGACUUCUGGGACAAGCUACAGGCACGUUCCACUACCAUCCGGUCCAACCAAAGAACGGACUCACCUCCAGGCAACGCACUCACCCAAAUGCCUUACUGCAUCAACGACCGCCCGCCUAGGCCGAAAGUCACUAGAGGCAUGACCUCGAGCACACUGGGGGAAGUUCACACGCCGCUGGUGGCGGAUACCACCUCAUUCUUCCAACUGCCCCUUGGGGGGCCAGGACUUGGCCGCACACAGGUACCGAGUCUAUGGACAGAGGGUGUCAGCUCUCAUAAAGGCCUGGGGCUGGAGGAAAAUCUCUCAUACCUGUCUCCCCCCGACUGAUCCCGACAAUCAACCCACACAACUGAAUACUCACCAUGCUGUUCAGCCCUCCCAGGCUGAAUGCACCUCAAGGCACUGCCUCCCUGCAUCUGCCGCACAAGCGGAGAAACACCUGCAGUGGACGACACAUAUCACCGCAACCCUCUGCAUAUCCCAGUCAGAGGAAGGGCUUGGUCCCAAAGAGCACCCAAGUCCGCAGACAAUCGAUGUUUACCCUCGCCCAGGCCUGGGGUUGGAGGAGAACCCAAUACCACUACAGCUCGGUAGAUGCUCCCUGGGACCUCCCUACAUUUGUACCACCUCUACCGCUGUUGGGGAUCGGCUGACUGGGUAACCAAACCUGCAACCAGGGCUCCUCAUUAUUUAUAGAUACCGAGUAAUUGGACAUACCCGAUAAGAAACCCUUAAUUAUUUGCUGAGGAAGAGUAUAUUUAGUUUUUUUUCUGCUUAUUCGCUUAUAAUUUUACUCUGCUCUCAUGCCAAAGAUUGCUGUAUGAGUAAUUUGACCUAGCAUGUUAUGCAAUUUUUAGUUCUUAGACCAGACUCCAGUGGUAUUAAUAGCGUGCAUUACAGAUUGAAGUCAGCAUGUUAUAACUCACUCUUGGCGCAUGUAACUUCCAUUCUGAAUGUAAGCUACAUACCAUGCUCAGUGUUAAUUCUGCCUAUAAUUACCCCCUAUGUGCAUGGUGAUCACCACUCACAGUACAUAUCCUCAACUCAAUAUGUAUUACGUAAACGUUACUCUUCUAUUUUACAUUAUAAACUGCGUUGAAUGGCCUCUUAAUUGUUAUACAUCAUUCUAUAGUAUAGCCUGUUGUUCCUAGUUUGACUAGCAUGUUCACUAUACGUAAAAAAUGAGACAGGUUAUCCAGGAGUAUAUAUAUAUAUCAACUGUAUGUUUAAAAUCUUGUCAUAUGCACUAACUCCUUUACUUUUGUUAGCAUUCUGUACCGCAUAACACAUUGUCUCAAUAAAAGAAAGAUUUACAAAAAAAACCCUCUAUAAAGCAAUAUUUAAUAUUUUAUGAAUAUGGGAAAGACAGAUAUCUGGUGGUAAUAAACGUGACUGAAAUGCAGUCCAGGCAUUUUUUUCUAUUUUCCAAAAAACAAAAACAAAAAAACCCUACAGAAACUGCCGUCUACAAUCUCUAGAUAGAACUUAGAGAGGCUAAUUUAAGGAGUGUAGCAUUUCUCCAAGCUCUAACUGAUUUCUAGUCUUAUUUACUCAAUUUAUAUCUAUAGCAAAUAUAUCCUGUAUUUUUUUUUAUUUUUUUAUAGAGGCAGCCCUGUAUGCUAAACUGAUAAAGGAAUGCAAACAAACAAAAAAUAUACUUAGAGUGUUCCUUUAAAGCUUAAUGAGUUUAACACAGGUCCUUUUAGUUAGUACAAUUUGUUAGGCUAGUCAGCCUGUUUGUUCACUGUGAAAAAUAAAUUAGAGAGCCAUUUUCCCAGAACAUUGUGUCAACUUUACACGUUUAAACUUUUACAUCGUGCAUACAAUUUAAUUAAAUCAAACAUAUAUUUGGGACAGACACUCCGCAGCACUACCCAUGUCCUUUGUGGACUAGGACAAGCAAAUGUGAUACUGCACUACAGAAAUGGAAACACUGAGCUAUAACAUAAAUAACAUAAAGUUGUCAGGUAGGUUUAUCCAUUGCUGUUACUGCCAAUAUAUCGAACAUGGUGAUUUAUCAUCGUUCUAUCAGUCUCUACCAAAACUUACUCCACCCGAGACAGAGGAACAUGAAAAAAUGCUUACUUUAUAUUUAUUUAUAAAAUAUUUUACCAGGAAAGAUACAUUGAGAUAUCUCUCGUUUUCAAGUAUGUCCUGGGUCCACAAAACAUUGCAUUGAUACAAUAGGGUACAAUAAAAUACAAAAAUAUUAAUACACAAUAUAUACAAAAUUUAACAUAGAACAGGUAGGAAAUAUAUAAUCAACCACGACACACGCAUUCUGUUUUGAGGUAUGUAGAGAGGGAUCUUUUAAAGGACUUUAGGCUUGGGGAAGAUUUUAAAGUGUGCGGGAGGUCGUUCCACGAUUGUGGCGCUCUGUAGGAGAAAGAGGAUCGGGCUGCUUUCUUUUUGUAUUGAGGUAGACUAAAUAAAGUAACAAAAAAUGGAAAUGAGACAGCGCUAGAUAACUUAUAGGCAGCAACCUUAAAAGGGGAUCCCUCAGACCCUUUAGAACUGGAUGGAUGAAAAUAAUAAGAGAAAGGCUGCGCACACAAGUAAAAAUAAAGUCCAAUGUAAAGGAAAGUCCCAAUGUUUUAUCCUUACAGAUGGUCUUUGCUAAUGACGUCUUCUCUUAAUGUAGCGGUUCCACUUAUAUGAAAGAAAAAAGAGGAGAGAGAAGGGCGACCAAUAGUGUAGUAUAUAAAAUUCUGGUGUGGACAUAAAAGAAUAAUAAUAUAGAACUCACAUUUACCAGAGCUAUUGUCCUAGCUCUGGGUUAAGGCGCAUACAGCGGUUUGAUCCCCGCUUGUAGGAUUUAAAUGGGUUCCUCUCUGUGAUAGGUGUCCAAUUCUCGGAAUAAAAGAAACAGCCAAUAGUGCUCACUGUAUAGCAAUAUGGAUAAAAUAAUAAAAGAAUGUACUUACAAAGCAGGAGCAGAUUUACUGCUCCGUGAUGACAGCUUGGGUGGAUUGAUCCCCACCUAGGAUUUCUUUAAGUACAGGAGGCUUCCAGGGAUUCUCAAGGUUUUUUUUAAAACCAGUAAAAAAGGGAUAAAAUAAUUAAAAAAAGGCCAGGGUAAUAAAAAAGGAAAAUUAUGUGUCUAUAAAAAAGAUUAUUGGUACAAACAAAUAACCAAAAAUACUUUAAUAUAUAAAAGAACACAAUAAUUGAAUUUCCAUAACGCGUUUCGUCAGAGACUUUUUCAAAUGGAAUAACAUGUAAUACCUGGCUUGAUAAUGUUAUAUAGGAGCAUAACUAAUUUACAUUUGGCGCCAAAAUUGGUCCGUCCAAUCAGAAAUAGAAGCAUAUAUAAAAACUUUAAAACAUAAUUAUACCUUUAUCAGUACAUUGUCUGCUGUUUUAUAACACAUUCCUGAUAUUUAUAAUUAAAAAACGAGGGUGAGAAAGUGUAGUUUGAAACGUUUUAAAAUAAUCACGUGGCAUGCGGCACUUCCGCUUUUCGGAAGUCUAGCCGCAAUGCCACAUGGGAAAUGUAGUUUAAGAUGGCCGCGGUCGGCGGGCACAUAAUAAAAUAAAAAUCUAUAGUGCCAAAUUGGCACAAUGGUUCCCAUGAAACCUAGGGAAACCUAAGACAUAGAAAAGGGGAAGGCACUAAUAUAAUACUAAAUAUAGUACCUAAAUCCAUGUGCAGAUUAAUCGGCACUUCCGCAAACCGGAAGUUAGAGCCGAAGUGCCUGAUGGGAAAUGUAGUACAGGCUAAUUAUUGAUACAAAAUUGAAUUUCUGGAAGAUAAUAUAGUAGGGCAUAAAAUAAAACCGAAGUGCCUAAUGUGGAAUAUAGUUAGGGCUAAUAAUUUACUAUAAAAAUAAAAUUUGAAUACUUUAAAAGGUACAACAAUAAAAACCUUGAGUGCAAACAUGAUAUUAAAAGAUAUUGGCAUAAUUAGAGAGGGUAUUAAAAGCAACAUUUAAAAUAUAGGAAAUACAAACAUCAUUUUAUAUCCAUUUUCAUAAGAAAUUGUAUAGAUCAAAAUCUGCAUUAAGACCAUGGGGUAUAAGGGUCUUGAGUUUAUACACCCAUUCCAUCUCUGUUUUACCAAGCAGCUUUUUUAUAUCACCUCCACACCAGGAGGUAGAACAUUUUUUUUAUACCUAUACAUUUUAGUAGGCGUGGAUCUUUGUUGUGUAUAAUAAAAUGGGGAUGACACAAGGUGCUUAAAGAUAAGGCUAAGUGAACAUUGCAGAAAUAUCAAAAAUGGGUACUUAAACCAUACAGUAUCCAAACAUUUUAUUAUACACAACAAAGAUCCACACCUACUAAAAUGUAUAGGUAUAAAAAAAUGUUCUACCUCCUGGCGUGGAGGUGAUAUAAAAAAGCUGCUUGGUAAAACAGAGAUGGAAUGGGUGUAUAAACUCAAGACCCUUAUACCCCAUGGUCUUAAUGCAGAUUUUGAUCUAUACAAUUUCUUAUGAAAAUGGAUAUAAAAUGAUGUUUGUAUUUCCUAUAUUUUAAAUGUUGCUUUUAAUACCCUCUCUAGUUAUGCCAAUAUCUUUUAAUAUCAUGUUUGCACUCAAGGUUUUUAUUGUUGUACCUUUUAAAGUAUUCAAAUUUUAUUUUUAUAGUAAAUUAUUAGCCCUAACUAUAUUCCACAUUAGGCACUUCGGUUUUAUUUUAUGACCUACUAUAUUAUCUUCCAGAAAUUCAAUUUUGUAACAAUAAUUAGCCUGUACUACAUUUCCCAUCAGGCACUUCGGCUCUAACUUCCGGUUUGCGGAAGUGCCGAUUAAUCUGCACAUGGAUUUAGGUACUAUAUUUAGUAUUAUAUUAGUGCCUUCCCCUUUUCUAUGUCUUAGGUUUCCCUAGGUUUCAUGGGAACCAUUGUGCCAAUUUGGCACUAUAGAUUUUUAUUUUAUUAUGUGCCCGCCGACCGCGGCCAUCUUAAACUACAUUUCCCAUGUGGCAUUGCGGCUAGACUUCCGAAAAGCGGAAGUGCCGCAUGCCACGUGAUUAUUUUAAAACGUUUCAAACUACACUUUCUCACCCUCGUUUUUUAAUUAUAAAUAUCAGGAAUGUGUUAUAAAACAGCAGACAAUGUACUGAUAAAGGUAUAAUUAUGUUUUAAAGUUUUUAUAUAUGCUUCUAUUUCUGAUUGGACGGACCAAUUUUGGCGCCAAAUGUAAAUUAGUUAUGCUCCUAUAUAACAUUAUCAAGCCAGGUAUUACAUGUUAUUCCAUUUGAAAAAGUCUCUGACGAAACGCGUUAUGGAAAUUCAAUUAUUGUGUUCUUUUAUAUAUUAAAGUAUUUUUGGUUAUUUGUUUGUACCAAUAAUCUUUUUUAUAGACACAUAAUUUUCCUUUUUUAUUACCCUGGCCUUUUUUUUAAUUAUUUUAUCCCUUUUUUACUGGUUUUAAAAAAAACCUUGAGAAUCCCUGGAAGCCUCCUGUACUUAAAGAAAUCCUAGGUGGGGAUCAAUCCACCCAAGCUGUCAUCACGGAGCAGUAAAUCUGCUCCUGCUUUGUAAGUACAUUCUUUUAUUAUUUUAUCCAUAUUGCUAUACAGUGAGCACUAUUGGCUGUUUCUUUUAUUCCGAGAAUUGGACACCUAUCACAGAGAGGAACCCAUUUAAAUCCUACAAGCGGGGAUCAAACCGCUGUAUGCGCCUUAACCCAGAACUAGGACAAUAGCUCUGGUAAAUGUGAGUUCUAUAUUAUUAUUCUUUUAUGUCCACACCAGAAUUUUAUAUACUACACUAUUGGUCGCCCUUCUCUCUCCUCUUUUUUCUUUCAUAUAAGUGGAACCGCUACAUUAAGAGAAGACGUCAUUAGCAAAGACCAUCUGUAAGGAUAAAACAUUGGGACUUUCCUUUACAUUGGACUUUAUUUUUACUUGUGUGCGCAGCCUUUCUCUUAUUAUUUUCAUCCAGACUAAAUAAAGUGCUGGUACUGGAUCGGAGGUUAUAGGAGGUGGGAACAGCCGAGGAGAGCAUUUUGUUCAGGUAGGGUUGGAGCUUCCCAGAAAAGCUCUUAAACACAAGCUUGGAAAGAUGAAGGGUGCAUCUGGAUUCCAGCGACAGCCAGUUUAGUUCUUUUAUCAUGUCACAAUGGUGGGUCCUGUAAUUACAUUGUAACACAAAACGGCAGAACAAGUUAUACAAUGUAUUGAGUUUAUUAAUGUGGGAUUGCAGUGCAGAUGCAUAUACUACAUCCCCAUAAUCAAUGAUUGGCAUCAGCAUUUGCUAAACAAUCUUUUCCUUUACUGUAGGGCUUAGGCAGGAUUUGUUAUCAAAUGAAUGUUAAACAUUUUGUAAUGAUGGGAUACCAUAGUAGUUUAUAAACCAUAUGUAAUAACCAACCACCUGUAUUUCUACCUAUAAUAUUUGCUAACAUCUCUUUGUUCUAUUCAGGCAGAUCCACUCGACAUAGUCAGGCAAUAUAUUAAGGAAAAUAGCCUUCAUCCAGCUCAGAUGUUUACUCAAACAGACAAGAGUAAUCUCAUGAACUAUGAGGAGUUUCAGCAGGAACUAACGGCAAGUAUUACUUGUGUAUACACCUAUAUUAAUGCUCCAGUGACAGAGGGCUACAUCAACACUCCCCCAUUCAUGUGUAGAUUGCAUCUGCCAUAAUACCCGGUUUAACUUUUCCUGAGCAUGUUUGGCCAGUAGAAGGACAAUUUAGUCACCAUAACCAUCUCAAUUAAGUGGUUGUGGUGCCUUGAGUCCACUGGUUGUUGUCCCACAGUUGGUUUUGGACAAUUUAACAGUGUAUGAGAGUCAUUAGCUACCCGCAACCUAACCCCAUGGAAUAAUGCCUUAACCAUGCUAACUCAUACUAGCAAUAGGCAAAUCUAAGAGGCUGAGAAUGAUCAUCAGACUCAUCCAAUUACUGCCACCUAUCAUGGGUAAUAGAACUAAGAUCACGGUUGGUGGAUCAAGUGAUUAAUGGUCUUAUGGGCAAUUGUCACACAUUUUAGGGUUACUUUGAAAUACUCUGCUUAUGUUAUGCAAAUUGUGAAAUAUACUAAGAUACAUACUCUGGGCAACCACGACAUUAAAACCACCUGCCUAAUACCGUGUAAGUUCCCCUCAUGCUAUAAUAAUUAGUAUUUAUAUAGCACCUUUCUCCCAGUGGGACUCAAAGCACUUUUCAGCGCACUCUCUCGGAAUUAACCAAAUUGGCAGCUGAAUAGUAAUAGAUGUUAUUAUUACCCAAUUGAUGGUACUCAUUUUAUUGACCUCUGAAGGAUGAAGGACUGAGUUGACCCUGCCGGUAUUUGAACCUGAGACCUUGCAUUUUUUUUUUUGCACCGGCACGGGGGCGCAAGAAAUGAGAGAGCAUCCAUUUCCUGUACCUGGGCUGACAGGAAGUGCUCACUGAGUGAGCACUUCCUAUCAGUCCGGCCAGGUACAGGAAACUGAAGCUCCUGUACCGCAGACUGGACCUGAGCUCGGCCACAUUAUACUGAGGGACUGACAGAAGGGAGCGCUAUUUGCUUCUCCUGCCGAGCCCUAAUAUCUUGUGUGGACUGGCUGACAAUGUAAUUCGUUAAGGUACACAAUGUGCAAAUGCUGUUGCUGCUUCAGUCUAACACUGUAGCAUUUCCCCAUUCUUCUACACUCACAACAUUACCAUUUUCUCUGUCCCAGACUGCAUACCAGGAGCUUCUAUAUGCUAGUAAGAAGGUAAGGAGUGAACAAGUAAGUGCUUGGGGACAGCCCCCAAAAGGCGUAGAGCAAGCCCAUCAUUGGCACUUAUCUUACACACCGUGUGCUCUGACACCUUUAAUCAUUGCCAGCAUUAUGAUUUUCAGCAAUUUGAGCUACAGUAGCUCUUCUCUGUGAUCGGACCAAAUAGUGCUGGCAUUCACUCUCCACAUGCAUUAAUAAGCCAUGGGCACCCAUGAUCCUGAACCUGGUUCACCGGUUGUCCUACCUUGCACAACUUUUGGUAGGUACUAAUCACUGCCUGCUGAACACACAGCAAAAGACUUGGAGUUUUGAAGAUGCUCUGACCCAGUCUUCUAGUCAUCACUAUUUGGUCCUUGUCAAAGUCACUAAGAUCUUUUCGCUAACCUAUUUUUCUGGCUUCCAACACAUUAAAUUCAAGAACUGACUGUUUACUUACUUAUAUCCCACCCCUUGACAGGUGCCAUUGUAACUAUAUAAUAUAUGUUAUUCACCUCACCUGUCAGUGGUUUUAAUGCUGUGGCUGAUCAGUAUGAAUAUAUACUUACUUUUGGAAGUAUUUUCUAUUAUACAUUCUAAAUUAUUGAUUAAAAUUCUAGAGAGCUGGAAUUAUAAUACCUAAAGAUGUGGCUGGAAAGGUAAUCGAGUUCCUGGACAAGGAUAAGAGUGGCAUAAUUGAUUUCAGGUAACCAAAUCAGAUAAUUUAUAUAGCAUGACAGCUUUGGUUUAUUGAAUACUGUUUUAUCUUCAGAUCUGACCAUUAGAAUUCAAGCAUUCUGGAUACAAUAUACAAUAUAAGUAUUGAGAGAUGACUAUAUAACUGCUUAAUAUAAGUAGAAAGAGAUGAAUAUUCCCCUGCCUAUGUUUUCGUAGCCCUUUUCCCUACACAUCAGUUUGACCAUUCCCCUUCCUCUUUUGCACUCUUGUUUACAUUUCAUCUGUGUAACUUUUUUAUGUUUACUUUAUGAAGUCUUAGUCUUCAUUCUGCAUCAAAUUGAUGUGUGAAAGAGUUAGUUAUGUUUAAAAUUGUUUCAAAAUAUUUAGUUUUUCCUUGGUAAAAAAUAUUUUUUGUAAAAGCGAGUGAAAGUUUAGUAACGUAGACAAUUCUCAGUCUACCAUCGUUAUUGACAUCAUCUUUGAAUGUUGAGAUUAUAUAGAUAGCUAGAUAGAUAGAAUACGUUUAAUUUGGAGAUGCACAUCAUAUCAGAAAUAUUUUUUGUUUUAAUUUAAGUUUUGUUAUUUGCAAAUUAUAUGUAUGUCUAUAUAUUCAUUAAUUAAGUAAUUUAUUUAUUUUACAGUGUAUUUCAGCAAGCUAUUUCUACUUGAUAUGUCCAAUAAGAGAACCUGUCUGGCAGGAUGCAUCUGUCAUCUACUGGAACAUUAAUUUUGUCUGUCAGCUGUAAUACUCUAAAUAUACUGGCUAUGAGCUGCCCAUGGUUGUCCUUUGAUUUAUUGCCAAAAGUUUUCUUAUAAGUCAUUGAGGUUUUAACUAAUGUUUUAUAUUGCACAUUAUAUUGCACCCAUUGACAUUAUUGGCUAUUGACAUUAUUGGGAGAAUAUGCAGAAGCAACAUUAUCUUUAACUGGAAAAAUUCCAACAGUUUUUUUUUUUUUUUUAAGUGAACACUACAACACUGUGGUGGUUUUGGU